UCCGACAAUCGAAUCAUUCGAUACUUCUCAUUCGAUUGCGCUUGUUACUGCUUUCAAUUGUUCGUUGCUAUGGCUACAAGCCCGUUUUUGAAAUCGUUUAAGUGAGCAAAGGAGUAUAUCAUUGCUUUGUGUGCUAAUUGCUUGUUUUAUUAUCAUGCAGACAUCAUUUAUUCCUUGCUGAAAACAUAAAUAUUAAUACAUUAUGUCCGACGAAGAAGUGAACGAUUUAGAACUAGUUUCUGUUAUAGGUUUCGAGGGUGCCACAGUACAAGGUUUGAAUAUUCAUCCAGAUGGACUCCAUUUUGUUUAUCCUCUUGGCUGCAAAGUGGUGGUUCAGGAUUGGCAGACAAAAAGACAGAUUUUUCUUUCUGGACAUACCAAUGUUGUAUCGGCCAUUGCUGUUUCUCCAGAUGGCAAAUACAUUGCAUCUGGUCAGAUCAAUCACAUGGGAUUUAAGGCACUUGUUAUCUUGUGGAGCUUUGAAACCAGUCAGAUUUUGUCUAAGUAUGAUAUCCACAAGGUUCGUGUGGAGUCAGUCACCUUCACAUGUGACAGUAAACAUCUCAUAUCUCUGGGUGGUCGUGAUGAUAGCAAUAUUAUUGUGUGGAAUGUUGAAAAAGGAGAAGCUGUGUGUGGUGCCGUGGCAAAUUGCGGGACAUCAGGCAGUGCAGUCUUACUCUGCCGCACAAACCUACGUGGACACUGUUUCAUCACUGGGGGAGAAGGCACGUUGAGACUGUGGAAAGUCAUUCCUGACAGAAGACAGCUAGAGACAGUGGAUGUUAAAUUUGGACUCAUUAAGAGGCAUAUUAUCUGUAUAGUGAUUGAUGAAAUGGAUAUGUUUGCUUAUUGUGGUACAACAACAGGAGAUGUUGUGAAAGUUAAGCUUAACUAUGAUUCUGAUGUUAAUAUCUUGGAUCCAGUUACAAAUCCAGUUCUCCUUGGUUGUUUUGGAAAAUAUGUUGGAAGGAAGAAAUUGUUGGCAGGAGAAGAGCCUGCCAGGUACAGUCAGGGCGUAACUGCCCUCCAUCUAUGGUCUACUAAUACAAAAUGCCAAAUUAUUGUUGGAGGUGGGGAUGGAACUAUUGAACUAGUGAAGGAACUGGUUAACACUACAUUACCAGCACCCAGCGUUCUCCGCAAGGUCAAAAUGCCGUCUCUUCCGCAGUUAUUGGUACUAAAAUCUACUACUGUAAAUUCUGCGCCAACUUCACUGCAAAUGCUGCAUAUGACAAUUUUUGUGGGUACCAUGUUGAGUGAAAUCUUCACCAUUGAUGUAGAGACAUUUGAGGUGAAGCUACAUGUAACAUGCCACAAGCAUGCCAUCCAUGAUAUUGCUUUCCCACAUGAAUAUUCAGAGGUGUUUGCCACUUGUAGUAAGGAUGAUAUUAGAGUCUGGAGCACUGAAACUUCGUUGGAGCUGCUCCGCAUCACGGUUGCUAAUUUCACAUGCACUGGGAUACAAUUUACAUGUGAUGGAAAAUCCAUUAUAAGUGGUUGGAAUGACGGAGAGAUCCGAGCGUUCACACCUCAGACUGGGCGUCUCAUAUAUGAGAUUCACAAUGCACAUAGUAAAGGAGUAACUGCAAUAGCCAUUACAACUGGUGGUCAUCGCAUUGUCAGUGGCGGUGGUGAAGGACAAGUGAGAGUCUGGGAGAUUAAACCCACAUACCAGAAGCUGGAAGGCAUCCUGCAGGAACACAGAGGCCCGGUGUCCUGUAUCCGGAUAUCCAGCUCAGACACAGAAGCCAUCAGCGCAAGUUCAGAUGGAACAUGCGUAAUAUGGGACAUAGUGAGACUGACACGGAAGCACAGCCUGUUUGCCAACACUCAGUUUAUGGGUGUUUGCUACCAUCCGAGUGACCUUCAGGUAGUCACCACAGGAACUGACUGCAAAAUUGGUUACUGGGAGGUUUAUGAUGGUUCUUUGAUAAGGGAAAUAGAUGGUUCUACUUCCAGUGGGCUUAAUGCCAUUGAAAUCACCACAGAUGGAGAGCAUAUCUUAACAGGAGGAAAUGAUCAGUAUGUGAAGGUAUGGAACUACCACAAAGGCAUACCAACUCACAUAGGUACUGGCCAUGCCAGCGUAAUCACCGCUGUACGAUUCUCACCAGAUAAUCGUCACAUUAUCAGUGGCAGCUCUGAUGGAGGAAUAUUCCAAUGGAAAAGUCCAGUUGUUAAAAAAUGGUUGCAAGAGAGUCAGCAGUCUAGAAGCCAUUCCUCCAGAAGCACUCGUAGCAUAGGCAGCAAGCAAGGGGCAACAGAGCGGGAAGGAGAAGGAAGCAGUGGGCAAGUAGAAACACUGGAUAGUGCAAGAAGUGUGCAAGGCAGCAAAGGUGAUGGCACGGAAGAGAGGAAGCUUGGAGAGGUUUGCACAUAUGAAGAGGAGCAUGUUAACAGUGUCAGAAAUAUAAUCACUGAAGGCGGGGAAGGCACGCCAAAGAGUGGUAACACACCAAAAAGUAGCGGUACACCAAAGAGUGCUAACACGCCAAAAAGUAAUGGUACACCAAAGAGUGGUAACACACCAAAAAGUAACGGUACACCAAAGAGUGCUAACACACCAAAAAGUAAUGGUACACCAAAGAGUGGUAACACACCUAAAAGUAAUGGUACACCAAAGAGUGGUAACACACUAAAAAGUAAUGGUACACCAAAGAGUGGUAACACACCUAAAAGUAAUGGUACACCAAAAAGUAAUGAUACACCAAAGAGUGGUAACACACUAAAAAGUAAUGGUACACCAAAGAGUGGUAACACACUAAAAAAUAAUGGUGCUCCAAAGUAAGGUGCCUGCCAAAAGCCACUGACAUCAAAGAGUGGUGGUGUAUCAUCAAACAGUGAAGUCAGAAUAUUUCAAAGUCAGAAAAAUACUCUAUGAGACCAAAAGGAUAUAUAUUCUGUUUGAAAAUGUAACUAUGUACUUGAAAACAACGUUGCCGCUGCCAAGAGUGGAAAGAAAGCAACAAAAGUAUGCAUGACAGUGCAUAGAAUGUCAACUGUAGGAUCCUGUGUUUAUAAUCCCACGUCAGCUCCAUGUGCCUUGUGCUUUAAGAAUAGUACUGGACUGUUCAGUCUGGACUCAUGAAAGCUGUGGUACUCUCAGAGUUUGAGUGAAGCCAUAAAAAUUAAAUAAUGUCAAUCUCAUCUGCUUUCAUGGAGGUAAAACAUUCCUUUAUUUUUAUUAAAGUGAAAACUGUAACUAAAAAAUUGUAUUUA
Messenger RNA from Cryptotermes secundus, 3219 nucleotides. RefSeq names its product cilia- and flagella-associated protein 52. Gene Ontology annotation, biological process: cilium assembly. The record is from RefSeq and is a predicted model, not a curated record. Lineage: Eukaryota; Metazoa; Arthropoda; Insecta; Blattodea; Kalotermitidae. The transcript is spliced from 12 exons. The coding region runs from base 203 to 2788 and encodes 861 amino acids. Gene Ontology annotation, molecular function: protein binding.